AUGUCGUCGAAGAAGACUGGUUCGAAAGGGCGGCCCCGGGGAGGACGUACUCAAUUGAUAAGAACAAGUCCUCGUCGUGCGGACGUUGCAAUACCUGUAAUCGGUGAGGAAACCUUGGUUGAUGUUCCGAUGCUGGCUGGCUCUCCCCCUAAUCAAGGUCGUCGUUCUCCCUCAUCGGUGGCAAAGGAUGGUGACUAUAAGGAAGCAAGAUCGAUGACCUCUUCUUCAGAAGAGGAGAAGCUUUGCUAUGAGAUUAGGAGUCGUACCCGGGGGAGAUGA
Molecule: messenger RNA, 279 nt
Organism: Linum trigynum
Lineage: Eukaryota; Viridiplantae; Streptophyta; Magnoliopsida; Malpighiales; Linaceae
Source: the annotation of a GenBank genome assembly